CCCCUGCACUCGCUGACUUGACCUGGCACCUCCUCUAAGCUGCUCAUCGUCGGACACGACCCGCUCGAUAUCCUCAUUCUCUUCUUGCUGCCAUGGCCCAUGCUGAUCAUACCCGAGACCCCUGCCCAUGGGUUAUUCUUUCAGACUUCGGGAGUGCAUUUGCUAUGGGUGCCGUUGGUGGUACCAUUUGGCAUGGUAUCAAGGGCGCACGUAAUUCACCAAGAGGCGAUCGCCUCGUUGGUGCAAUGUCAGUGAUCAAAGCAAGAGCCCCUGUUACUGGUGGAAACUUCGGUGUUUGGGGAGGCAUGUUCUCAACAUUUGACUGUGCGGUGAAGGGCUGGCGACAAAAAGAGGACAUGUGGAAUGCUAUCAUUUCUGGUUUCCUCACUGGUGGAUGCUUGGCUGCUCGAAGUGGACCCAGAUCGGCACUAGGAUCAGCUGUUGCUUGCGGUAUUCUGCUGAGUGUAUUCGAAGGCGUCGGUGUCCUCAUUUCUCGUGUAUUCAACGACAGCACAAGACCUCAGCUACCGCCAUGUGCGCCUUGUUCAUUUUGUUUAGUCAUUGCUAAGCUGACGGCAUUCCGCAGUACCGGAAAAUAUUCAACCACAGGGACAUCCUGCAUAACCUAUAGCGAUCUCUUCCGGAUUCUAGAUGUAUUCUUCGCUCUGCACCAUGGCACUCUAAUCUCUACUCAUUCGUUGUACGUGUUGCUUUACACCUUAAUCUUAUGCUUCAUACCAUGCAAGUCGGACUGCCCGGUUACAGAAUGCAAGGUAAUGUUUUGUCCGCGAACUGACAUCUUUCACAAGUUAUUAAACAAACCCGUCAUGCACGUGGAAAAAUAUGACAUGCAAAGGUACCACUGCCAUUCGAUGUUGGUUCUCGGAAAACCUUGUCUUCAGGGUUGCUUUUGCACGGAUCUGUAGGCUGCACUCUGUUUCGGGUUCUCGAUAUGGGAUGCCUGUGGUACGGCCUAUCACAAUUACGCUGGUCGAUUUGUUCUACACAAUGCUCGCGUCGGUCAGACUAGACCGUUAUCUUGGCUCGCGCUGACGCUCAACCGACCGGUUUGGAGAUCAGCUUUUCAACGACAUUGAGAGCACGUUUUUACAUUCACUGGUAGUAUAAAAUUAUGCAUUUGCAAUUCAGCUUCUUCGCCCCCCAAUGCUAUACAGAUCUUCAUGAUAAAUGUCUCUUCAUACUUAGCGUUAUAGGUCAUUCGUCACUUUGGAUACAUUCAGCAGUCGAUUAACAACCCGCAGGAACGGUGGCAUCGUCUUGAUGAUUGGCGGCGUUCACACCCAAACCCCGACUCGCAAAUGCUCGCCAGAGUGUGCAUGAGUUAGCGCCUCCGAAACGGUUGACGUCGGCUUGGAUCCAGGCGUCUCGGGCAGUCAAGACUAAUCGAAAACAGCGUCAUUAGUGAUCUAAGCUCGGCGAUAAAAGCCGUGCACUUACAUGUGGGGUUGCAGGGUUGUAAGGGGAGGGCGUCGAGGAAGAGGUGAAGGAAAACAGUGUUGCCGCCGGUGGUACUAUAAAUGGAUAACACUUCAGAAAGUUGAGCGGGAAAAACAGUGAUACAUCCUCACGUAGGGUCGGUAUGGGCGGUCGCUGAGAAACCGUGCGCGCCAACAAGACCAGCGUAGACGUUGUGCAAAAUAUUAGCCCAGACUUCCCCGAUAUCUGUAUUGCGGAAUCAGCCAUUGCCUUCUCAGGACAGCGCAUGAUAGAUGAUGCUUACCGUGAACCUCUCCGAGGGUCUGUAGACUUGAGUAUCUUAGUGGGUUCGUAGUACUGACCUGAAGUUAACG
Somion occarium is the source of this 1811-nucleotide messenger RNA. Lineage: Eukaryota; Fungi; Basidiomycota; Agaricomycetes; Polyporales; Cerrenaceae. The record is from the annotation of a GenBank genome assembly.